GUAUGGGCAUCACUGGGACCUGCAGUCAGGAUGGCUUCACCGGCCCUUAAAGAUGUAGCACUCUGUGGAAGCUGCUCCCAUCAUACUUUGCUUCACCAAGGGGAAAAGAUUCAUUUUUUUCAAAAUCAGAAAAUACUCAAGUGAAAUUACAUAUAUUGAGAUGAGCAUGAUAAAACCUUCCAAUUGAAAAAGAAGCUAAAAAUAUCCUCCUAAUUAUAAAAUCGGUUUAGAAAGUCAUUGAGUUCUGAAGGCAUAUAACUUUAAGCGAAAAGAUGCGUGUUCUCUUUCCUGUCAUGUUUGGUGCUUAACAGGCUCUUACUAAAAUCUCCAUUUAACCAACAUCUGCUCAGGAUCGUUCACAAGAUACGGAUAAAUAUUUCAAAUAUUUAUACCUGGUUAGUACGUGGUAGGUGCCGCAUACGAUUUGCUAAGGAACGAAUGGUAUGUUUUGAAAAAUAUUCAGUUAUUUUAUAUAUUUAACCUAAAGGUUGUGUAUUUCUUCCUUUGGGUUAUAAAAGUUAAAUAUUGGAAACAAGGUGGAUUCUUAUUUAUGUAGCAAGCUCAGCCUUGAAGGGUCCUCACUUGUAUUUACAAAAGGUUACUUUAUUCUGAAGGAGAAAAGGGAGAACCAGAGGAAAUUUAGAAAUAAUCUGAUCCGAUACUUUUGUUUUACAGAAAACGAAGUCGAACCAGGGGGUUAAAAUGACAGGCCCAAGAUCACACAGCUGGCUAACGGCAGACUUUUGAAGUAUUUGCUGGCUUUGGGACUAGAAGGAUCUAAACUCCAGUUCAAGCCCGGCCACGCACUAGCUGUGUGAUUUAGGAACCUUCUGUCAUCCGUGCAGUGCUGGAAGCAUUCUAAGUGACUCUGUGUGCCUCCUGGAGCUUCCAGAAGAAAAGUGGCCCAGAUGACACCUUGAUGUUAGCCCAGUGAGACCCAUUUUGGACUCCUGUCUUCAAGAACUGAAAGCGCCCCAUUUUUAGACUCAUCAAAGACCUGGAAAACUGACGGGCAGAGCUUCUAGCCGUGGGAGACACCGGUGCUGGUGUGUGAACCUCCAGCCGAAAGUGAAGGCGACUGAGGCAAGGCCAGCUAGUGCUGGAGUACGAGUGCAGGCCCCAUGGAGUCGUGCCCCAUCCUGCAGAAGGAGAGAGUGUUCCAGUCAGGAGCCCAUGCCUACAGGAUCCCCGCUCUGCUGUAUCUGCCUGAGCAGAAGACAGUGUUGGCCUUCGCGGAACAGCGGAUAAGCAAGAAGGAUGAGCACGCAGAGCUGAUCGUCCUGCGCAGAGGAAGCUAUGACGCAUCCACCCAUCAGGUCCAGUGGCACGCGCAGGAGGUGGUGGCCCAGGCCCAGCUGGAGGGCCACCGGUCCAUGAACCCAAGCCCCUUGUACGACGAGAAGACAGGAACCCUCUUCCUCUUCUUCAUCGCCAUCCCGGGGCAGGUGUCCGAGCACCACCAGCUCCACACCAGGGUCAACGUGACUCGGCUGUGCCAGGUCACCAGCCCCGACCACGGGAGGUCCUGGAGCCCCGCCCGAGACCUCACUGGCCCCGCCAUCGGCACAGCCCACAAGGAGUGGGCCACUUUUGCGGUGGGUCCGGGGCACUGCCUGCAGCUGCGCAACAAGACGCGGAGUCUGGUGGUGCCCGCCUACGCUUACCGGAACCUUCACCCCCACCGGCGGCCUUCGCCGUUUGCCUUCUGCUUCGUCAGCCAUGACCACGGGCACACGUGGCAGAGAGGGAACUUCGUGGCCCAGGACACCGUGGAGUGUCAGGUGGCCGAAGUCGGGGGUGCAGAGCAGAGGGUCGUGUAUCUGAACGCGAGGAGCCCCCUCAGAGCCAGGGUCCAGGCCGAGAGCACCAACGAGGGCCUCGACUUCAAGGAGGCCCAGCUAGUGGAGGAGCUCGUGGAGCCUCCGCACGGCUGCCAAGGGAGCAUCGUCAGCUUUCCCGGCCCCAGGGCGGAGACGGACGCCUCGGACAGAUGGCUGCUCUACACUCACCCCACCGACCCACGGCAGAGAGCCCACCUGGGCGCGUACCUCAGCAAGCCGCGCCCGGGCCCCGCGGCCUGGUCGGAGCCCGCCCUGCUGGCCACGGGCAGCUGCGCCUACUCAGACCUCCAGAGCAUGGGCACCGGCCCUGACGGGUCACCGCAGUUCGGGUGUCUGUACGAAUCGGACGAUUACGAGGCGGUCAUCUUCGUCACGUUCACCCUGAAACAAGCCUUCCCAGCUGAGUUUUUGUCUUUGGGAGCCAGCUGUGUGCCAUCCAGGAAGGACUCCCGCCGGCCUGGGGCCCCCCUUCCUCCUGAACACCCCGAGUGAGAGGCCCGUGGGUUUCCCUCUGGGCUCUGGGGGCCAGCUCUCGGCUCCCCUCACUGAAAGUGUGUGGAGACGUCUGCCACUUGGCUCUCUUCCUGCUUGGAUGUUUCCGUCCUUCUGAGGGAUUCGGUUUUCAAUCAGAAGUUGAAGGAACCUGGCUUCCCACGGCCCCUCGACAGGGAAGAUGGGGAGACGUCGCUCUGCAUGGCUCAGCCUGCCUGUUGCCCCCCCAGCCCCCGCUUCUGUGCGGGUCCUGAUAAAUGGUCCAGUCCAGCCCA
This is a messenger RNA of Herpailurus yagouaroundi (jaguarundi), 2608 nucleotides long. RefSeq names its product neuraminidase 2 (gene NEU2). Gene Ontology annotation, cellular component: intracellular membrane-bounded organelle; cytoplasm; membrane. The coding region runs from base 1122 to 2333 and encodes 403 amino acids. NCBI's taxonomy places the organism in Eukaryota, Metazoa, Chordata, Mammalia, Carnivora, Felidae. Gene Ontology annotation, molecular function: exo-alpha-sialidase activity. Gene Ontology annotation, biological process: ganglioside catabolic process; oligosaccharide catabolic process. The transcript is spliced from 7 exons. The record is from RefSeq and is a predicted model, not a curated record.